This is a messenger RNA of Tetrahymena thermophila SB210, 1062 nucleotides long. RefSeq lists its product as hypothetical. The record is from RefSeq and is a predicted model, not a curated record. The transcript has a single exon. NCBI's taxonomy places the organism in Eukaryota, Ciliophora, Oligohymenophorea, Hymenostomatida, Tetrahymenidae.
AUGUCUUCUUAACAAAAAAAUAUGUUUACAUCCUCAAAUGAAAGAUUGAGGAGUAAUGAACAUUUGUCUUAGAGCAGAUCUACUACUAAUAAUUAGAGAUAAAUGUAACUCACAACCCAUUAAUUGUAAUCACCUUUUGAGUUACAGAUUAUAAAUAGAGAAGAGUUUUAAUGCAAAUAAACUCCUGGAAUCUAUUUCAUUAAUAAUGAGAGAAUAAGAAACUUAGGAUAAAGAUAUGACCCUCAAAGGAGCUUAUUGAACUCUAAUAGAUCUAGAAUAUCUCAAUAGAAUUCUCCCUAUUCUCCGUUUACCUCUCCUGAGGAUGCUAAAAAUAAAAAAAGAGAUAGUUCCUAAUAUUAAGCUUAUUUUGGAUACGAAGAGUAUGAAUAUACUAAUUAGGAUAAGAAAGAAUACACAACUAUUUAUUAUUUCAAAUUUUUUGAUAAAAAAAAUCCAAAUAAUGAUUAUUUCCAUGAGAUCGUUACUUAGGCUUGCUUAAAAAAAUUCUAUUUUAGUGUGAUGCUCAAAAAAUUAAUAGGCUUUUUGGAACAAUAAAAUUCGAAUAGGUACUGUGAUGUAUUUUGUAAUUAAGUUUAUUAUGACCGCUUGAUUUAGGUGAUUGAUCCAAAUUAUUAACCUUAAACUCCAUAAUAAAAAAGAUCUUUUGAGAAUUUAGAAUAAACAAAAUAAAAGUAUUUGAAUAGUAAAUUAAAAUUCACAAUAAGAAAAAUAAGUUAAGAUGAAAUAAGUUCAACAUAUUUAGAUUAAAAAGAUUUCCCAUGCCAAUAAUUCUCAUCAAUCAGAAUCCCUAAUCAAUAUUCAUGCCAUGAAUCAGAAGAAUUUCUCAGAACAGAAGAGUUUAAUCAUUAUCUUGACAAAGAUUUAAAGGAUCUAUUCAAUAUUAAAUCAAAAUAAAAAAUAAAAAAUGAAUUUAUUGAAUUUAAUGGACCAAAAUAUGAGGAAGAAGAAAAUGAAAUACUUCCUUAUUACCAUUCACCUGUCCAUAGAGACAAUUCUCGCUCUCGUUCACGUUCCCCUCUCAAAUGCGUUAGAUAUGAUUGA